Messenger RNA from Pseudozyma hubeiensis SY62, 2775 nucleotides. RefSeq names its product NAD-dependent histone deacetylase. The transcript has a single exon. Lineage: Eukaryota; Fungi; Basidiomycota; Ustilaginomycetes; Ustilaginales; Ustilaginaceae. Gene Ontology annotation, molecular function: protein binding. The coding region runs from base 1 to 2775 and encodes 924 amino acids. The record is from RefSeq and is a predicted model, not a curated record.
AUGACGGCGUUGCGUCAUCCGACGUCGCGUGUGGGCAUCGCGGCGAUCUCGCGUGGUGCGGCAAGAACGAGGACACAGCGACUCAUACUCGACCGCGGGCAUUUACAUCAUCGCUCCAUCUCCGCUUCAGCAACGUCGAAAAUCACAACACUCACGCAUGCUGAAGUCACCCUAGCGGAAGGCUCGAAAAAGAUCGGCCGCAAUCCAACUUUGAUUCCUCGUGAUGGCCUCUCUCAACGACCAAAGCUCGCCGUCAGGCGGCAACUCCAGCCAAACACGCUCAAGGCCCUGCAAGGAGUUCCUUUCGACAGACUCAUGCGACUGAUAGCGCCGCAAAGUUCGAGCGAGAUUCGUCACGAGGCAAGGAAUCUAGAAGAGGUGCAAUUCGAGACUUCCGCAUGGUCAGCCGCUGUUUUGCCCAAGACUGAGUUCGCAGCCAUACUCAAGCAGUAUCUCGACAUUCGAAAUGUGGACGUUCAAACUUUCCUUUCCUACCGAAAUGCGAUGCUGGCGAAGAGCUGGCCUGACGCUCGCAGAUACAUGGUCAGCAUCCCCGAUCACACAUGGCCUCCAUUUGUGCUUCAGCGCACCAUCAACACGGUUUCCACGCCUUCCGAGGUUUCGGACGCUCUUGCAAUCCUCGAUUCAAAUGUCUUCCGUGCUCGUCACCUCGUCGAGGCUGGGGACACUUCCCUCUUCAAGGUGCUUCGGUCUGGCUUUGUUGUGCUGUCGCGACUCACAGUCAAGAAAUCCGGGUCCACCUUGCACUUGAUACCUCGCUUGACGGACCUGCUUCUGGCCCUCUUUGAAAAGUUUCCGGCGCAAAUGGCAUCGUCGCCAGAGCUCGUAUACGACUUCACGCGGCGAUGUACAGGCAUUCCCGACCAAAGGUCACGUCAAGCCAUCACAAGAGUCGUGGACUGGCUGGCACUUCGACAAGAGACAGACAAGUUCGACAUCAUUCGCGACAGAGUGGUGGAAGCAUGCAUUCGCAGCAUCGAGCAUUCGAUGAGACUGUCGCCUGGUCAAACCUCCUCUUCGGCUCACUUUGCCCACGUCGAGCUGAUGCAGCGCCUUCUGCGCCAUCAUCCUGCUAACAAUGCAGAGCUCCGAUCGCGUACGCUGCGAUGCGCAAUCUUUGCUGCAGGACUCGACGGCAACUACGCGCGCACGUGGGAAUGGUUCGACGAAUACGAGCAUCUCAAACGGAGCAAUGGGGCAGAGAUGACGGGAUCCGACUAUCAGCUCCUCGCGAAAGCCUUGGUGCGUUCUAGGGAAGGUCGUCGGGAUGCAUGGAGAGUGUAUCUGCAAGGCGAGCGGCUCUGGCGCACCCAACUGGUGGAGAUGACACGAGAUCGGUCUCAGAAGAGAACACGCACGCAAAUCGACGAGGUGCUUGCCGGCAACUGCAUCGACCUGCUUGAGGUGAUGGCCAAGAGCGACGAUGUUCCCGUCGGUGAAAUUCUCUCCAUGCUCGGCAUCUUCCUUAAGGGCGGAGAUGCUUUCACUAAAAGCAGAUCGUUCGUCGAGGGCGACAGGUUGUCGCGUGCGAUGCUGCAGCGCAGAGCAGAUCCAUACGCCUACUCAAUAGUGAUGCACGGCCUUCUCAUCCGGGAACGAUCCAAAUGUGCACUGACGGUCUGGAACGCCAUGUUGCAACGCGGCGUGAUGCCAAAUGCUGCGAACCUCUCGUUAUUGCUGCAAAACCUAUUCCAUUUGAAGGAUGUCAAGAAAGCGAUGCAGCAGCUACACCUUUGGUGCGAACAGGGACUACCCACAACAGCGCACCAGUGCGACAAGCUGAAAGCUAUCGAGGUGCCAAACUUCUCGACGACGGAGCUCGUAGAUGUCGAUAUGCUCCUACCCGCCGGCACGCCGACCCCGACGGACCAGACAAGGCGAUACCGCGUCGAACCCGAUCCGAUCCUCGCCACAGUGGUCUUCAGCGGACUGCACUCGUGUGGAUCCCAAGGCAUAGGAUCGCUGUGGGAAGUCUAUCAACAGACGAUCAAACGCUUCCCGGACGCGCCCGUGCUUGCGAUGCUGCUCAAAGCAUCGUGUACAGACGAGGCCAGCUCGAACGUGGACGCACAGCGCGGCCGGCAGGUUUUCAGAGAUAUGCUGCACCGCAAACACCCCGAACUUGCCGAACACCGCAACACACUGCGUGAGGUGUUGGGAGCACAAGGUGCCACAGGGUGGAUCUUUUCGAACGAUUCGAUGGGGGCCAGGAUGGAGGGUUGGCUGACAUCGGUCUUCCAAUCACCCAAUGCAGAGGCAGUCGACGAGUCGUCAGCCGCCGCAGAAGAGGCCAACUUGGACGCCCUGGUGUUCACGCCCGAACUGUUUGAGCACUAUCUUCGACUGUUGCUCCACCUCGAGCAUUCGUCUGACAGCGAAGCGAAAGCUAGGUCAAUCCGACACGAGAUCGUCGACACUCUCAGCUACAUGCGAUACUUGCACGUAACGCCGACACAGACGCACCUAGCACUGACGGUGCUCGACAUUGAAGAGAAUUUUCCGCCGGCUGUAGCGACACAGCAGAUGGACGCGCUCGACGCAUGGAUUGUAGACUGGCUGGGCGAGCGAGGUAUGCCAACGGAAGAGGUGAUGCAGCGUCAUUGGUCCUGGAAGACCCGACGAAACGGUCAACGAAAAGGGUGGUUCGAGCCGGUGCGAGCGUCGCAGUCUGCUUGGUCGGAACAGGGAGUCGCUGCGAAGCAGGAACCGCUUGGUGGCAAUUCGACUUCAAGCUCGGAAGAAACCUGGAUGUAA